CGGGGCUGCCCGCCGCCAGCAUGCCGCUCGCGCAGCUGGCCGAGCCCUGGCCCAACAUGGAGAUGGUGCAGCUGGACACGGAGAAUGGGCAGGCUGCUCCAGAGGAAGGCGGGAACCCUCCGUGCAAGGCAAAGUCAGACAUCACUUGGGUAGAGAAAGAUCUGGUGGACCCUGCAGACAAGGGCGAGGGUGUUGUGAAGGAAAUCAACAUCACGCACCAUGUGAAGGAGGGCUCUGAGAAGGCUGACCCUUCUCAGUUUGAGCUUCUGAAGGUUCUGGGACAGGGCUCUUUUGGCAAGGUUUUCUUGGUGAGAAAAAUAACACCACCAGACAGCAACCACCUCUAUGCCAUGAAAGUGCUCAAAAAGGCAACACUGAAAGUGCGUGAUCGUGUAAGAACAAAGAUAGAAAGGGACAUCCUAGCUGAUGUAAACCAUCCCUUCGUGGUGAAGCUGCACUACGCAUUCCAGACAGAGGGGAAGCUGUAUCUCAUCUUGGAUUUCCUCCGAGGAGGUGACCUUUUCACUCGGCUUUCCAAAGAGGUCAUGUUCACAGAGGAGGACGUGAAGUUUUACCUAGCAGAGCUUGCUCUGGGACUUGACCAUUUGCACAGCCUAGGAAUCAUAUACAGAGACCUCAAACCAGAGAACAUUCUCCUGGAUGAAGAAGGACACAUCAAACUCACAGAUUUUGGCUUGAGUAAGGAGGCAAUAGACCAUGAAAAGAAAGCCUACUCCUUCUGCGGGACAGUGGAAUAUAUGGCCCCAGAGGUUGUGAACCGUCAGGGCCACUCCCACAGCGCAGACUGGUGGUCCUAUGGGGUGCUGAUGUUUGAGAUGCUCACUGGCUCACUGCCUUUCCAGGGGAAGGACCGCAAGGAAACGAUGACCCUCAUCCUUAAAGCAAAACUGGGCAUGCCUCAGUUCCUGAGCGCUGAGGCACAGAGCCUCCUGCGAGCCCUCUUCAAAAGGAACCCAGCCAACAGAUUAGGUUCUGGUCCAGAUGGGGCAGAAGAGAUAAAGCGUCAUCCGUUCUACUCUACUAUUGACUGGAAUAAGCUGUACCGAAGAGAAAUCAAGCCUCCCUUCAAGCCUGCUGUAGGCCAGCCUGAUGACACCUUUUAUUUUGACACAGAAUUUACAUCGCGUACACCGAAAGAUUCCCCAGGCAUCCCUCCCAGUGCAGGUGCACAUCAGCUCUUCCGCGGCUUCAGCUUUGUGGCCACCGGACUGAUGGAAGACAGCAAGGUGAAACCUGCACAGCCCCCUCUGCAUUCCGUGGUGCAGCAGCUGCAUGGAAAGAACAUCCAGUUCAGCGAUGGCUACGUGGUGAAGGAGGCGAUUGGUGUGGGCUCCUACUCUGUGUGCAAACGGUGCAUUCACAAAGCAACCAACAUGGAGUAUGCAGUCAAGGUUAUUGACAAGAGCAAACGGGACCCUUCUGAGGAAAUUGAGAUCCUCCUGCGAUACGGGCAACAUCCAAACAUCAUUACCUUGAAAGAUGUUUAUGAUGAUGGGAAGUACGUGUAUCUGGUGACAGAACUGAUGAGAGGAGGGGAGCUGCUAGAUAAAAUCCUGAGACAGAAGUUCUUCUCAGAGAGGGAGGCCAGUUCAGUCCUACACACGAUCUGCAAAACGGUGGAAUAUCUGCAUUCUCAAGGGGUAGUUCACAGGGACUUGAAACCCAGCAAUAUUCUCUAUGUGGAUGAGUCAGGAAACCCAGAAAGCAUUCGUAUAUGUGACUUUGGCUUUGCCAAGCAGCUGAGAGCUGAGAAUGGUCUUCUCAUGACUCCUUGCUAUACUGCAAACUUUGUGGCACCUGAGGUACUGAAGCGACAGGGUUACGAUGAGGGCUGUGACAUCUGGAGCCUGGGAGUUCUCCUUUAUACUAUGCUGGCAGGCUGUACUCCAUUCGCAAACGGACCCAGUGACACUCCAGAAGAGAUCCUGACUCGAAUAGGCGGGGGAAAGUUCUCUGUCAAUGGAGGCAACUGGGACACUGUUUCUGACAUGGCCAAGGACCUGGUAUCAAAGAUGCUUCAUGUAGAUCCUCACCAGCGCCUGACAGCCAAGCAGGUCCUGCAGCACCCAUGGAUAACACAGAAGGACAGCUUACCCCAGAGCCAGCUGAAUCACCAGGAUGUCCAGCUGGUAAAGGGAGCAAUGGCUGCCACAUACUCUGCACUGAACAGCUCUAAGCCGAGCCCCCAGCUGAAGCCCAUCGAGUCUUCCAUCCUGGCGCAGCGGCGGGUGAAAAAGCUCCCCUCCACCACCCUGUGAGGAUGGGGUAGUGUGGGGUGGUUACACCAGGCUUUGCACAACUACUGAGGUGUGGCAGGACAUAGGGCAGUUGGUGCCUGCCCCUUGAGGACUUGUUCUCAAAUCCACGUCAAGGCCAAGUGCCUUCUGCCUGCAGUAGACUGGCUCCUCCUUGUGUGGACUGAUCUUUGCUGAGAGAACUUCACUGUAAAACUUUUUUGAAGUGUAAAUUGUUGAUUUUUAAAGACAUCCAUCUGUGUAUAUGAGAAUUAGAAUGUAUAACUGAUGUCAAGUGGCACUAAAAAGGAGCUCUGAUUCACCCUUUCCCAUGUAGGGCUAGAUAUUUGUUGUAGCUACGAUAUUUCAAAUAAGGUAGGGAUCAUCUAGAGAGAGUCCAGCAGAGGGCCACAAAGAUGAUUAAGGGCCUGGAGCCCAGAACUGGUCGUGGUAUUCCAGAUGUUGCCUCUCCAGGACAGAGCAGAGGGGCAGGAUCACCUCCCUCGUCCUGCUAGUCACGCUUUUUUAAAUUCACGCCAGGUUACCAUUGGCCUUCUUUGGCCACCAGGGCACACAGAUCUACGGAGCUGUGUAAUUUGCCCUGUGACAGGCAAACCAGCAGUACUGUAGCAGGGCUGCAUAUCAGGCCACCUCCUCUCAGGUGUAUUACACCACUUUGCAGUGGGAAAUAAUGAGACCUAGUUAGGACAAGGCAGAAAUCAACAGGAAGGGUGGCAGGAUGUGGGCUGUGGGGGGAAAUCCUUCUCUCAGGGCAUUUUAGUGUUAAUCGAAACCAACGCUUUGAGGUGAACUGUGCUAGAAGUAAAUCCCAGACCCACUCUCACCUGCAGGCCAGUGCUGGAGCUGCCCCAGUGCUGGCAGAUCAGAAUCGCAGAGGCUGCGGAUGCACGAGGGUGUGACUGAAGUCAGCAAAAGUCCUUGUGCAAAUUUCUGCUAUGGGCAAGUUUUGAUUAUUAGUUCCCAAUCAACCAAGUGCUGUUACUUUUUUAAUUCCAGUGCUCAAUAAAAAAGGACGUGUUGAUCUCUG
Lagopus leucura (white-tailed ptarmigan) is the source of this 3303-nucleotide messenger RNA. It is a transcript of the gene RPS6KA1, whose product is annotated as ribosomal protein S6 kinase A1. Gene Ontology annotation, biological process: intracellular signal transduction; positive regulation of DNA-templated transcription; protein phosphorylation. The transcript has 23 exons. Gene Ontology annotation, molecular function: ATP binding; magnesium ion binding; ribosomal protein S6 kinase activity. Bases 21 to 2279 code for a protein of 752 amino acids. NCBI's taxonomy places the organism in Eukaryota, Metazoa, Chordata, Aves, Galliformes, Phasianidae. The record is from RefSeq and is a predicted model, not a curated record.